Molecule: messenger RNA, 702 nt
Organism: Micromonas commoda
Lineage: Eukaryota; Viridiplantae; Chlorophyta; Mamiellophyceae; Mamiellales; Mamiellaceae
Gene: RN3.1
Product: ribonuclease
Exons: 2
Coding region: 1-702 (233 amino acids)
Biological process (GO): RNA processing
Molecular function (GO): ribonuclease III activity
Source: RefSeq, a predicted model, not a curated record
AUGGCGACGCUCGCGUCUCCGAGCUUCGUCGGUGCCGCAUCGCGAUGGACACGUGGCGAGCGCAUGGGCGUCGAGGACCGAAGAGCGGCGACGAAGGCUCCCCGGAGGACGCAUCGGGCCACUCCGACUCGGCACCUCCUCGCGAGGAACGCGGCGGCCGACGGCGACCCGACGUGGGGCCUGGACCUGGACUCGGACGACGGCGUGGAGGGAGUGGAGCCCCCGCAAGGCCGGUUCGUGGCCCCCAUCCCUCCGAACGACGUGCACCUCAAAUCUCCGAAGCAGUGGUCCCCGGUCUCCUUCGCCUUUCUCGGGGACGCGGUGUGGGAGCUCUACGUCCGACGGGCGUUCUUCGCGCCGCCGUGUAAGCCCGUCGACUACGACCUCAAGACCAAGCGAGCCGCUCGCGCCGAGGCGCAGGACAUGGUGCUCAGGGCGCUGAUGGACGAGGCGGAUCCGUUCUUCACCGAGGAAGAGCUGGCGGUGGUGCGUUGGGGUAGGAACGGGGGAAGCGCGGGGAACACGCCGUCGAGGCUGAGGGGGAAGAACAAGGGCGGGUUCGCGAUAUACAGGAACGCGUCGGCGCUCGAGUGCGUGGUCGGGUACCUGUACAUCUCAGACGGCGACAGGUUGACGCAGAUGAUGGAGCGGGUCAUCGGGAGCGGGCUGCUGGAGAGGACCACGCUGGAGAAGUGGAAGUGA